This is a messenger RNA of Mycena indigotica, 474 nucleotides long. RefSeq lists its product as uncharacterized. The coding region runs from base 1 to 474 and encodes 157 amino acids. The record is from RefSeq and is a predicted model, not a curated record. The transcript has 5 exons. NCBI's taxonomy places the organism in Eukaryota, Fungi, Basidiomycota, Agaricomycetes, Agaricales, Mycenaceae.
AUGUUCGUUACGCGUCCCAUCGUUGCUAUCCUCUCUGUCGUCGCCGUCGCUAAUGGCGCCCCACAACUGGCCAGCAUAUUUGACACACUCACUAGUGGUGCAGUUUCUGUCGCCACGCAAGUCGGCGGAGGAGCUGCUAGUGUUGCUACGCAAGUCGGCGGAGGGGCCGCCAGUAUCGCGACUCAAUUAGGUAGCGAUUUCACCAGCGUGGGCGGUGGCGUUUUCAAAGGCGUAACAUCUGUUGGAGGUCGCGCCGUUACGGUGAUAACAUCAGCGGGGGGUGAAGGAUUUACUCUCGCUACAGAUGGUGCUGGCCGAGUAACCACAUUCGCUGGCCAGGUCUAUACCGCAGCCGUCGUUGGCAAUGGGACAGCCAAUGCAGCAGUCUACGCAACGCCGAUAUCACCUUCUCUGGCGGUUGGGCUGUUAACUGUGCUAGCGAGCACUUGCUUAGGCGUAGUCAUUACCAUCUAA